Molecule: messenger RNA, 1167 nt
Organism: Quercus lobata
Lineage: Eukaryota; Viridiplantae; Streptophyta; Magnoliopsida; Fagales; Fagaceae
Product: probable disease resistance protein At5g45490
Exons: 1
Coding region: 1-1167 (388 amino acids)
Molecular function (GO): ADP binding
Source: RefSeq, a predicted model, not a curated record
AUGGAUUCCCCUGGCUCAUACCGGCGGAGUUCCCGGAUAUUGCCUGUAACCCCGGUUCAUGGAUUUGACACUGAACUGAUUUCUUUGGAAAAAAUCGUUCAACAGAGGCAAAGUAGUGAUCAGUUCAAGGCAGUUGCAAUCGUUGGGAAGCGUGGUGUUGGCAAAACAACUCUUUGCCAAGUACUUUUCAACAAGCCAGAGGUAAAAGCCGACUUCCUUCCCAGGAUUUGGGUUUGCAUGUCCUGGAAGCCCACUGAACCUGGAGACCGCAAGACAACAACUGUUAAGAGAAUGCUGACCUGUCUUGGAGUUGAUGACCAAAUCAUUCAAUCAAUUUCAGAUUCAGAACCUAAGGCUGAUCGCCUCAGAAGGCUACUCUAUGCCCUUCACUUGCAAUUGACUGGUAAGAAAUAUCUGAUUGUGCUUGAUGAUGCUAUUGAGGGUGAUGAUGCUAUUAAGGAGGGGGAUGAUGCUGAUAAAAAAAAGAAGAAGGCUGAUGCUUUUAAGGAGAGAAACAAGUGGCUCGCAGAUUUGGAUUCUCCAAUUACUGAAAAAGAGAAAUGGGGUGAAUGUCUUGCCUUUGGAUUGCCCAAAGGACAUGGGGGAACAGUCAUCGUUACGAGUAGGGAUGAAAAAUUAGCGAAGGUGAUGGUCGGAGAGAAAAACUUGCUUCAUCUUCUGCCACUUUUAGAUCCAAAGAGCUGCGCCUCAAUUUUCAAUGACCACAUAAAGGGCGAACAAAAGUUAAAAGAAGACCUAGAAAAGAAAGAAUUUCUGAAAAAGUGUGCUGGUCUUCCAAUAGCUGCGACGAUGAUGGGAAAGAUUAAAUCUGAUGAACUUGCAAAAGCUGCGGAGAAAGCUGCAAAUGAAGCUGCGGAGAAAGCUGCAAAGGAAGCUGCGGAGAAAGCUGCAAAGGAACCCGCAAAGACGAUGGAACAACUUCACACAGAAUCAAAACCCAUACAACCUGAUGAAGCCGCAAAAAGUUCCAAAGAUGAUAAGGAGAUUAAACCUGAAGAAGUUCCAGCAGGAGAAAAACACAUACAACAACAAGAGAAAGACGCAAGAAGUUCCAUUGGGUCCAAAGAUGAUGAGCAGAUUAUAUCAGAAGAACAUCCAGCAGAAUCAGAACCCAGACCUCAACAAGAGGGAGCCACACACAAUUAA